Molecule: messenger RNA, 2984 nt
Organism: Drosophila ananassae
Lineage: Eukaryota; Metazoa; Arthropoda; Insecta; Diptera; Drosophilidae
Gene: GluRIID
Product: glutamate receptor ionotropic, kainate 2
Exons: 14
Coding region: 160-2871 (903 amino acids)
Biological process (GO): modulation of chemical synaptic transmission; synaptic transmission, glutamatergic; monoatomic ion transport
Cellular component (GO): plasma membrane; postsynaptic membrane
Molecular function (GO): transmitter-gated monoatomic ion channel activity involved in regulation of postsynaptic membrane potential; glutamate-gated receptor activity
Source: RefSeq, a predicted model, not a curated record
GGAAUGUGCGCUCGCCAGCCAAAGAACCAAAAAUCGGGGCAUACAUCGCGCUAGUGGGUGUUCCAAAAAUAUACGUAUACAUCUAUAUAUACUCAAUAAGAAAUAUCCAAAAAAAAGCAAACUGUGGGGCAUGAAAGGAAACUUUAAUAAAUAAAGACAAUGCAGUUCUGUUGGCUUCCACUGGCAUUCCUUUGCCUCGACCUGGUGGGGGGUCAGUAUUAUGGAGGCAACUCCUACGGUUCCACCGGUGGUCAAGCCAUUCGCCUGGGUCUUAUCACCGACGACGCCACAGAUAGGAUCCGGCAGACCUUCGAACACGCCAUAUCCGUGGUGAACAAUGAGCUGGGAGUGCCGUUGGUGGGCGAGACGGAGCAGGUGGCCUACGGAAACUCGGUCCAGGCUUUUGGCCAAUUGUGCCGGCUGAUGCAAAACGGAGUGGGUGCUGUUUUCGGGCCAUCUGCCAAGCAUACUGCCUCGCAUCUCCUCAGUGUCUGUGACUCCAAGGACAUUCCUUUCAUCUACCCCCACCUCUCCUGGAGCGGCACCCAAGCAGACGGCUUCAACCUGCAUCCGAAUCCCGAGGAUAUUGCCCAUGUCCUUUACGACAUUAUCAACGAGUUUCAGUGGUCCCGCUACAUAUUCUGCUACGAGUCGGCUGAGUACCUCAACAUCUUGGACCACCUCAUGAAUCUGUAUGGCAUCAAGGGACCUGUUAUAAAAGUGAUACGCUACGAUUUGAAUCUAAACGGAAACUACAAGUCAGUGCUAAGACGGAUCAGAAAAUCGGAGGAUAAUCGAAUCGUAGUAGUUGGCUCCACCGAAGGAGUGGCGGAGCUCCUACGGCAGGCCCAGCAGGUGGGCAUUAUGAACGAGGACUACACCUAUGUCGUUGGCAACCUGGACCUGCACACCUUUGAACUGGAGGAGUACAGGUACAGCGAGGUGAACAUUACUGGCAUUAGGAUGUUCUCACCCGACCAGGAGGAAGUUCGCGAUCUGGUGGAGAAACUGCACCAGGAGCUGGGCGAGAGUGAGCCAGAUGGUCAGGGUUCUUCAUCUAUUACCAUGGCCAUGGCGCUAACUUACGAUGCAGUGAGGGUCAUAGCUGAGACCACCAAAAACCUUCCCUAUGAGCCCCAGAUGCUCAACUGCUCCGAGCGUCACGACAACGUCCAACCAGAUGGAUCUACUUUCAGGAACUACAUGAGAUCGUUGGAGAUCAAGGAGAACACCAUAACUGGUCGCAUUUUCUUCGAAGGAAACGUGCGCAAGGGCUUCACCUUCGAUGUGAUCGAGUUGCAGACGACGGGCUUGGUCAAGGUUGGCACCUGGGAGGAGGGCAAGAAGUUCGAGUUCCAGCGACCACCCCAAGCUGUUACCUUUCAUGACGUCGAUGACGGAUCUUUGGUCAAUAAAACCUAUAGGGUUUUAAUCUCAGUGGCGACCAAGCCGUAUGCCAGCAUUGUGGAGAGUAUCGACACACUUAUUGGCAAUGACCAGUAUCAGGGCUACGGAGUGGACUUAAUAAAAGAAUUGGCCGAAAAACUCGGCUUCAACUUCACCUUCAUCGAUGGUGGCAAUGACUAUGGUUCCUUUAACAAGUCCACCAAUACGACGACAGGAAUGCUAAAGGAAAUCGUUGAAGGGAGGGCCGACUUGGCCAUCACGGAUCUAACCAUAACGGCAGAGCGGGAAGAGGUCAUUGAUUUUUCCAUACCCUUUAUGAACUUAGGCAUUGCUAUUUUGUAUGUGAAACCGCAGAAAGCGCCUCCCGCUCUCUUCGCAUUUAUGGAACCAUUCUCCUCUGAGGUUUGGCUUUACUUGGGCAUUGCCUAUGUGGGAGUCUCCCUUUGCUUCUUUAUCCUGGGUCGGCUCUCGCCCACCGAAUGGGAUAAUCCCUAUCCCUGUAUAGAUGAGCCCGAGGAGCUGGAAAAUCAGUUUACGUUAAACAACUCUAUAUGGUUUACUACUGGAGCUCUUCUGCAGCAGGGAUCUGAGAUAGCUCCAAAAGCUCUUAGCACGCGUACCAUUUCGGCAAUUUGGUGGUUCUUCACCCUGAUUAUGGUAUCAUCCUACACGGCCAACUUGGCUGCCUUCUUGACAAUUGAAAAUCCCACCAGUCCCAUCAACAGUGUCAAGGAUUUGGCCGACAACGUGGACGACGUUCAGUAUGGAGCCAAACGCACAGGAUCUACAAGAAAUUUCUUUUUGACCUCUGAGGAACCAAUCUACAUAAAAAUGAACGAAUACAUGUCGAACAAUCCUGACAUGCUGGUGGAAAAUAACCAAGAGGGUGUGGAAAAGGUCAAGUCAGGCACAAAGUACGCCUUCCUCAUGGAGUCCACCUCCAUCGAAUACAACAUGGUGAGGGAGUGCAACCUGACCAAAGUGGGUGAUGCUCUGGAUGAGAAAGGCUACGGCAUAGCCAUGGUGAAAAAUUGGCCAUAUCGGGACAAAUUCAACAACGCCCUGCUGGAGCUACAGGAGCAGGGUGUCCUGGCCAGAUUAAAGAACAAAUGGUGGAAUGAAAUCGGAGCUGGAGUCUGCAGUGCUAAAAGCGAAGAUGACGGUCCUUCGGAACUGGCUAUUGACAAUCUUAGUGGUAUCUAUGCCGUCCUGAUUGUUGGUACCAUCAUUUCUAUCAUCGUCUCAGUUCUGUGUUGGUGCUUCUUUGUCUUCAAAAAAGCCAGAUUCUAUGCGGUUCCCUUUUGCGGUGCCCUGGCUGAGGAAUUCAAAAUUGUCAUCCGUUUCUCGGAAAACGAACGAGUCCUGAAGAGUGCCCAGUCCAUUUACUCCCGCAGCCGGAAUUCAUCCCAGUCCAUCGAAUCCCUUCAAACAGAUUCCGAGGAGAAUACACGGACAGAGGACUGAUAUUGAGUUUUAUUUCUGGAUACUCAAUUUUCUAUUUCAAGUUUUCUCACAAAGCUCCAAAAACUUUUACUCAAAACAUAUUCAAAAUUGACAUUUUGGAAACAUCCGUCAGU